AGUAAUUUCCCCCGCUCCACUCCUGGGCAUCGCCUUGCUUUCCUUCCAGGGAAGAUCGUUCUGCUCGUGACCCCGCUGAGGAAAGAGACUCCGAUGGACUUACACCGGGCAGCGUUCAAGAUGGAGAACUCACCCUAUCUCCCCAACCCACUGGCCUCCCCAGCACUGAUGGUUCUUGCCUCCACCGCUGAAGCCAGCCGUGACGCUUCCAUUCCCUGCCAGCAGCCGAGGCCUUUUGGAGUCCCCGUGUCAGCAGACAAGGACGUGCAUAUUCCCUUUACCAAUGGCUCAUAUACUUUUGCCUCCAUGUACCACCGUCAAGGCGGGGUGCCGGGAGCGUUUGCAAACCGUGACUUUCCUCCGUCCCUGCUUCACCUCCACCCCCAGUUUGCACCCCCCAACCUGGACUGCACCCCGAUCAGUAUGUUGAACCACAGCGGCGUCGGGGCUUUCCGCCCCUUUGCGUCUACUGAAGACCGGGAGAGCUACCAGUCGGCCUUUACGCCGGCCAAGCGCCUGAAGAACUGCCAUGACACUGACUCACCCCAUCUGCGCUUCUCGGACACCGAUGGGAAGGAGUACGAGUUUGGCACACAGCUCCCUUCCAGCUCCCCCGGCUCCCUCAAAGUUGAUGAUACGGGGAAGAAGAUCUUUGCAGUUUCUGGCCUCAUUUCUGACCGUGAGACUUCAUCCAGUCCCGAAGACCGAAGUGACAGAUGCAAAAAGAAAGCAACUUUGUUUGACAGCCAGGCUCCGAUCUGCCCCAUCUGCCAGGUCCUCCUUCGCCCUGGGGAGCUGCAGGAGCACAUGGAACAGGAGCUGGAGAAGCUCACCCAGCUGAACAUCAGCAAGAGCUCCAUCCUGAAGGAUGCCAUGGCAGCGGGCACCCCCAAGUCAAUUUUGUUGUCGGCCUCAAUCAAGCGGGAAGGAGAUUCCCCGACAGCAUCACCCCACUCCUCAGAUGACAUCCAUCACUCGGACAGAUACCAGACCUUCCUGCGGGUGCGAGCGAACCGGCAGACUCGGCUGAACGCUCGGAUUGGAAAAAUGAAACGGAGGAAGCAAGACGAAGGGCAGGUAUGUCCCCUCUGCAGCCGCCCUCUGUCAGGAUCCGAGGAGGAGAUGAGUAGGCAUGUGGAACAAUGCCUUGCAAAGAGAGAAGGUUCCUGCAUGACUGAGGACGACUCUGUGGACAUCGAGAACGAGAACGGGAACCGCUUUGAAGAGUACGAGUGGUGCGGGCAGAAGAGGAUACGGGCCACUACCCUCCUGGAGGGAGGAUUCCGAGGUUCUGGAUUUAUCAUGUGCAGUGGCAAGGAGAAUCCAGACAGCGACGCUGACCUGGAUGUGGAUGGAGACGACACACUUGAAUACGGGAAACCACAGUACACAGAGGCAGACGUUAUCCCUUGCACUGGAGAAGAGCCAGGUGAAGCCAAAGAAAGGGAGGCGCUCCGAGGUGCUGUUUUAAAUGGUGGCACACCCAGUACUCGAAUAACACCGGAGUUUUCUAAAUGGGCCAGCGACGCAGAAAUGCCCUCAACGAGUAAUGGUGAAAGCAGUAAACAGGAGACCAUGCAGAAGACCUGUAAGAACAGUGACAUUGAAAAAAUUACAGAAGACUCUGCAGUGACAACAUUUGAAGCGUUAAAGGCUCGUGUCCGUGAGUUAGAAAGGCAGCUUUCCCGUGGGGACCGCUAUAAAUGUCUCAUUUGCAUGGACUCCUACACAAUGCCCCUGACUUCCAUUCAGUGCUGGCAUGUGCACUGUGAAGAAUGCUGGCUGCGGACUCUGGGUGCCAAGAAGCUCUGUCCCCAGUGCAACACCAUCACGUCUCCCGGAGACCUUCGGCGCAUCUACUUAUGAAGGAGCCGGCGGUGGGGCAGGACCCAGCGACCCGGCUCAGCUCGUCACACCCAGGGGGAGGAGAACGACCGCAACAAAAAAAAGACGUUUUAAAACUUAAAGAAACAAACGAACCAGAGACUCCAGACACGGACUCGAGGAUACAGGAGCAGUGGGGAGCCUCGGCUGCCAGGUCCCGCAAGUUGAGACCUCCUUCAGCAUCUGCAGCGGGCAAAACCAAACCCUUUGUUGUGAAGCCCCCCCCUUUUUUAAAACCAGUGUUCCCCAUCACCCGUUCCCUGGAGCUGGCUUUGCAUUGUGGAUGGCUCGUGAGCCCUCCUUUGGACUGUGUUGUUGACCACUCUGCCCCCAGGAGACUGGGGAAGGGACCCUUGACAGAAAGAUGUUAAAUAACCUGUAACUUGUGUUCUUUGUUCAGUUUUGUUUUGUUUUGUUUUUUAUUUGUUUUGGUUUGGUUUUCGGUUUGGUUCUGUUUUGGUUUUUUGUGGUGUUCUAGUGAUAACAAAAAGGUUUAAAGAAAAAAAAAAAAACACACCCAGGCAGAAAUGAAGCACAUGUAAUAUAGAUUAUAUAUGUUUACAAUGUUGUGUAUAAAUGGGAUAGACUCAAACAUUACAUACUAAUAAGUUUCCCUUUCUUUUCUUUGGGUUGUAUUUUUUUUAAAGAAGAAAAAAAAAAUGAGCAGAGAACAUUAAACCCAUAUUUUUCUUGGUUCAGCAAAGUUUUGGCAUUAAAGUCAUUAGUUUAAAAAAAGUAUAUAUAUACAUAUAUAUAAUAUAAAUGGUUUAAUGUUCUGUGGUGUAUAUUUCCUCAUUCAGAUAUGAAGUUAACAGCUUUUAGUAAUGGCUGUAGCAUUGCCCAUAACUUACAGAACUUAUGGGGAGUAGAGGAGGUGGAUUUUUGUCAUUAGUUGUAGCUAAUGGGGCUAUUUAUAAUAGAAUCGUUAUCCCCGGAAAGACACAGCUUUUAACUCCUCACCGGGGGGCCGGGCAGGAUAGAGGAAUCUGGCUCAGCCCUUUUGCCUUUUCCAGCUGGGGAAGGGGCAAAGCGUGUGGAGCUGGAAGGAGGGAGUCAGCUGGAGCCCUGCCCUCUCUCCCUGCUGGGAGUGCCUGUUUGAGGGGUCCAGCUGAUCCCCUCUGCCUCCUCCAAGGCUGUAGCACCUUCCCCUCCCCUGCCCGGCCUUGCUUUCCUCUCCUCCAAGCAGCAUUUGCUGGCUGAGGAUUCCUGGGCUGCUCAGGACGGUGGGGAGGAGGGGAUGGCAGGGGACAGGGUGGUCGUGCAGGUGGCUUUGCCCGGAGAUCUCAGCCAGUUCCCUCCCGGGCGGGGCUGCAGCAGCCCGGAGCUGUGCAAUCCCUGCAGAGCCAGCCCUGCGCCCACACCCCGCAGCUCCCACCCUCCUACAGCCCGCAUUUUGCCCUAGAGGUCUUGGCCCUGAGGCAGAGAACUAAGCCAGCUCUGUCUCUUCCCCACCACCCCCCCAGGGUGUCCAGCAGAGACAUUUCCAGCCGAACCCAGAGGUCUCCCACAGCCCCAGCCUCUUUCCACGCAGUCUCUCAUGCUUGUCCCUGUCUCCCAUACCCUCAGCCUUAACCAAAGCUGCCAUCAGGUCUGGUUUUCUUGUUUUUCUUUCUUUUAUUGUCAGGACCCAAGAAACAGAUACCGAUCCGUUUCCCAAGACCUCGUGUGCUGAAUUCUCCCGGCUCCGCUCCGUGUGUCCCUGCCCUAGCUCCCCGCAGCCAGAAGACAGGGAGAUGGGGAAGCUCAUCUCCCAUGCUCCUGCAGGGUCUUUCCAAGCGGAUCCCACCUGGCAGCAAAACGUGGCUGGGGUGUUUUAAGACAGUCUGGAAACAGCAAUGGAAGAGGGGUUUGGAACAGGGCCGCUGGGGUAUUUCCAGAGGGGGAAGGGCUGGGAAGGCAGGAUGUGGAGGGCAGGAUGUGUUCCCUGCCCUAAGUUUGGUGCUGUUUUGCAGAGAACAGCCGCUGGCCUUGGCGUCUCCUGAGUGAUUUCAGAAGGAUCCCACUGCAUC
Molecule: messenger RNA, 3893 nt
Organism: Empidonax traillii (willow flycatcher)
Lineage: Eukaryota; Metazoa; Chordata; Aves; Passeriformes; Tyrannidae
Gene: RNF220
Product: ring finger protein 220
Exons: 14
Coding region: 94-1866 (590 amino acids)
Biological process (GO): protein ubiquitination
Molecular function (GO): ubiquitin protein ligase activity; metal ion binding
Source: RefSeq, a predicted model, not a curated record